Bactrocera dorsalis (oriental fruit fly) is the source of this 10255-nucleotide messenger RNA. It is a transcript of the gene heph, whose product is annotated as polypyrimidine tract-binding protein 1. Gene Ontology annotation, biological process: regulation of RNA splicing; mRNA processing. The record is from RefSeq and is a predicted model, not a curated record. Bases 1401 to 3248 code for a protein of 615 amino acids. The transcript is spliced from 15 exons. Gene Ontology annotation, cellular component: nucleus. NCBI's taxonomy places the organism in Eukaryota, Metazoa, Arthropoda, Insecta, Diptera, Tephritidae. Gene Ontology annotation, molecular function: mRNA binding.
UUGGCGCCAAAGCAUCAAAGUGCCCAUCAACGAGUUCAAAAAGCUUUAUUUGCACUUUGCCUGGCAGCGUUGACAGCGCAGGAUUUGUCACUUCUCCUGCAGUCCCAAGUCGUCACUCGUGGCACAACAGUGAGCGAUUAGUUGCCUUCAACCGCUCAACAGUCGCAACAACAGUUGGAAAAGUUGACAUCCUCGUGCACGCACGCCACUUGUUCAUUGCUUAUUUGGAUUUUUUGCUUUGGCGCGAGUGUUUUAGUUCAUCGCGCAGCAAUUAACGCUCAGAAUUCAUAAUGCUAUACAUUUUUAAACACCGUUAAACCGUUGAUUCGCGCACAACACAACCGACACUCGGCAGCGAACAGUACGCAUCAUUGUAUUUGUGUGAAAGUGUGUGUAAUUGGCGUCGGCUCUAGAUAGCACUAAUAACCCAUUUGCUGGUGGCUGUUGGUCGCACGGUGCGUAUACGUAACGUUUCAUUAGAAAUAAUCACAUAGCGGAUUUGCUGACGUGGUCGCGCACUUAUUAUGCUAAGAAAUUGACAAUCUUCUGAACAUUAAAGUGGUAUACAAAAAUAAUACAUAACAGCGGAUGGAAAAAAUCCUAAAACAACUUUAUUACUCGCGGGCCUGACAUUCGCAUUCGCAACAACAGCGCAUACAAGUUUUUGUAAAAACCAUGUAAAGUUAAUUAUUUUUGAAGAUUUUGAAAGGCAUAAAUAUUCAAAAUAAAAAGUAUUUGCAUAUUUUUGCAGCUAAUCAGCACAGAAAACAACAAAAAAGUUAAAAUAAAAUAAAAAAAUGUAUUAAAAAUUAUUAAAAAAUAAAAAAAAAAAACCUUAAAGAAUACGAAAAAUAAUAUCCUCGGAAAAUCAUAUCAGAUCACAAACGAUUAAAGCUGAUGCCGCCGCAAGUCAUUUUAUUUAAUUUCGUUGACGCCUAAUUUCAUCUUCAAUUGUGCACAAACGCCAUACGCGUCUUGUUGUUUUUGUUUUGCUUCAGUUCUAUGUUUUAUUUAUAAAGUGGCAACCGUAUUUUUCUACAAGCCAUAGCGUAUUUGAAAAGAUGCAAUUAAAAAAGUAAUUUAUGUCCCAAAUUCGAAGUGUUGAGGUGCAAAAAUUUUUUACUUUUCAAAAUUAGAAUUCAAAAAUAAUAAAAAUUCGCAAGAAUUGAAAGAAUUUUAAUUUCAUAUGCGCCUUUGAUUUUGUUGUUUUGUGCAACGUUUUAUAGACGUCAGCAGACGCAGCAAAAAGUGAAUAAAAAGUGUUGUUACUACAUUGUUGUAGUUCGACAUAUUUAGACCUAAAUAUAGAUACAAAAAAAGUAGAAAAAUUAGGCAACACAAAAAGAGCUGUGAUCGGAGGACAACACAUGUGCUGUUCUUUUUAAGUUCGGGUAGCGACCAUGAUGUCCUGCCCCCUUCCCAUGCCAUUACCUAUAUUGACUUCAGCACUACACAGCGAUUUUUCACCGGUUCACAUUGGUGUUAAGCGAGGAAGCGACGAACUUUUAAGUCAAGCAGCAGUUAUGGCGCCCGCUUCUGACAAUAAUAAUCAGGAUUUAGCCACAAAGAAAGCCAAAUUGGAGCCAAGCACCGUCCUUGGUGGAGUUGGCAAACCAUCAAAAGUCAUCCACUUGCGUAACAUUCCAAUUGAGUCCAGCGAAGCAGAUGUCAUCUCAUUAGGUGUACCGUUCGGUCGCGUCACAAAUGUGCUCGUCUUGAAGGGCAAAAAUCAAGCUUUCCUCGAAAUGGCCGACGAAGUAUCCGCGACAUCUAUGGUCUCAUGCUAUACCGUUACACCGCCACAUAUGCACGGACGCAUGGUUUAUGUACAGUUCUCCAAUCAUCGCGAAUUGAAGACAGACCAGAGUCACAACAAUACCGCUGUCGUGUCCAGCGAUUAUCGCAUUCAGUCGCCAGCAUCUGGCUCACCGCUACCGCUGUGCAACACCGCUACCACCACCAAUGCCGAUGGCACCAUCGCCGUACUACAGAAUAACUCGAACGCAGUCAACACCAACUCCACAGCCGGCGGACCGAACACGGUGCUGCGCGUCAUUGUCGAAUCGCUGUUGUAUCCGGUGUCGUUGGAUAUCUUGCAUCAAAUUUUCCAGCGUUUCGGCAAAGUGCUGAAAAUCGUCACAUUUACAAAGAAUAAUUCAUUCCAGGCACUGAUCCAGUAUCCGGACGCCCAUUCGGCCCAGCAUGCCAAGAACAUUUUGGACGGCCAGAACAUCUAUAACGGUUGCUGCACACUGCGCAUCGACAACAGCAAAUUGACAGCUUUGAAUGUCAAAUACAACAAUGACAAAUCGCGCGACUUCACAAAUCCAUCAUUGCCACCGGGUGAGCCGGGCGCCGACAUUAUGCCCACCGCCGGCGGUUUGGUAAAUGCCAAUGACUUACUCCUGAUCGCGGCCCGACAGCGGCCAUCCCUAACAGGAAUGCCGAUUUCAAUUUGUUUUCCUAAAAAAGUUAAAAAUCAAAAUUACUACUUUGCAGUGAACGGACUCGGUGCUCCCGGCGUAUUGCCGCCAUUCGCACUCGGCAUCGGCACACCACUCGCCGGCGGCUACAACAGCGGCAUACCGAAUUUGAGCGCCUUUGCGCUGGCCAACAGUGGUGCUCUACAAACAGCAACGCCCGCUCUGCGCGGCUUCUCCAACGUGCUGCUGGUCUCGAAUCUAAACGAAGAGAUGGUCACGCCUGAUGCUCUAUUUACCCUCUUUGGUGUUUAUGGAGAUGUGCAACGUGUGAAAAUCUUAUACAACAAAAAAGACUCAGCUCUCAUACAAAUGGCCGAACCACAACAAGCCUAUUUGGCUAUGAGUCACCUUGACAAAUUGCGCUUGUGGGGUAAGGCGAUACGUGUUAUGGCUAGUAAACAUCAGGCUGUGCAGCUGCCGAAGGAAGGACAACCGGAUGCCGGCCUCACACGCGACUACGCACAAAAUCCAUUGCAUCGAUUCAAGAAACCGGGUAGCAAAAAUUAUCAAAACAUUUAUCCACCAUCGGCCACAUUGCAUUUAAGUAACAUUCCAUCAUCGUGCACUGAGGAAGAUAUCAAGGAAGCAUUCACCUCCAACAAUUUUGAAGUUAAAGCAUUCAAGUUUUUCCCUAAGGACCGCAAAAUGGCGCUCCUGCAGCUCUCGUCGGUGGAAGAAGCCGUCUUGGCGCUCAUCAAAAUGCACAAUCACCAGCUCUCCGAAUCGAAUCACUUGCGCGUCAGCUUCUCCAAGUCGAACAUCUAAGCCACAACAGCAACAACAACAACACAACUACUUUAUACACAUAAAUGCAUGCAGAGGCAUGUGCAAAGUGUAAUCAGCUGCAGCGCGCAUAAGUAAAGGCAUAGAUGUGAUGCAACAACAACAAGAACAUAACAAACAAUAGACAGAGGAAGAGGAAGCAAUAGGUGCAGAAAUGUAAAAUAGGCGACUACAAAACGACCACAUAGAAAAAAUCGCAAACAAAAAAUCCAGCAAACAAUAGCAACAACAACAAAUAAUAAGGAACAUAAGAAGAACAGCAACAACAAACAAGUAAUCAACAAGGAUCACUACAUAUCUACAACAACAACUAUACAUACUAUUCUAAAUAGCAACGGCAGCAGUAGUAGCAACAACAACAACAACAACAAAAUUUGUAGUGUACUCAUUUAAUGAUCAGCCCCAACUACGGGAACUCUGUACAACAACAACAAAGAACUAACUCUAAACAGCCCCAAGCACUGAGGGAUGAAUCUAUAAUUCAUAUACAGAUGUAUAUAUGCUUAUAUAUGUGCGUCACUAUUACACUUUUUUUACAUUUGUAGUUUUAUUCAGCGAAAAUUAUUGCUACACCCUUUAUUAAUUAUUACUUUUAUUAUUAAUGAUACAACUUUAACACAUAACACACAUACAUAUACAAGUGUACUACAUACUUAUAUAUAGAUUAGAUAUUUUUUUGAGCAAAUUUUACGCGUUAGCGGUAAAUCCAUAGAAAAAUCCAGAGAAAAAAAUAGCACAGACAAGAAAAUUCGGAAAAACCCCCCUCCAACUAACCUGUAACCACCCACCCACCAACAUUUCGCAACUGCUCACAUGCAAAUGUACAUGACAACCGCUAGAAAACUAAAAUCAACAACAACAACAAUAGCAGCAACUAACCGAAAUUUUUGUGUUAAAUCUAUUACAUAAAACAACCACAACAACAACAGAAACAGAAACAAAAGCAAAUUAUAUUAAUAUAGUUAUACUGUAAUAUUUUAUGUAAGCACAAUAAGAGAAAGAAAAACAAAAACAAAAACAAUUUCAAAAUUUAAAAUAAUAUUAAUUAUAAUAUGUAUUACAUGUAUGCGCUGAAUUGAGAGGAGUGAGUAUUCACGGUAUUGUUAAAGAGCAGAGAUGUUAAAGAGCAAACGCUGAUGAAACAGCAAAUUGCGAAAAAAACUAAAAUUAAAAUUAAAAACAAAAACAAAAUAAUAAUAAAUUUAAAAAUUACAUUAAAGAAAAUUUAUGAUUUUUUACUAGGCAUAGCAGAAGAUAUAUACAUACAUACAUAUACAUAAGUGAAAGUAAAACUUAAAGCAGAGAAGAGAGAAAUAUGCGUUAAAUGCGAUAAAUAUUUUAGAGAGCUGUGUUUCGUUUUAAAAAACAUGCAGAACAAAAACUAAGCAAACAAAAUAAAAAUAAAUGAAAUAACGGACAAAAUGCAACUGAAGGAAGUGACAAUUGCAAACAGGCGCCUAAAGCUAUGCAAAAGCGCCAGUAUGGCGACAUACAUAUAUACAUACAAACAAACAACUUGCAUUAUGGCAAAUUCAUGUCCUUGCUGCUAAAUGUUAUUAAUUAAAGUUUAAUUACACAUAAAUUAUUAAUAUUGAAUAUUUAAUUAUAGACGAAAUGGAAUUUUAUUUUAAAUUAAUUGAUUUAGGCUUAAGAAAAAAAACCGUACUUUAAGCAGAGUAAAGUAAGGGCGGGCAGAUGUACACAAACACAUACACAUGCACGCGUGCAAAAAUGCGUGAGCGCGCAAGAAAGGCGCAGACUUUGUAUUAGAGCGCAGCUUGAAAGGGCAACAGAACAAAUUAAAGGUAGAGCAAAGUCACGAAAAAUAAAAAUGUCAAACAAGAAAAGUAAAAGAAAAAAAGAAAAGCAAAGUUGCAAGUGUAAAAGCAUAGAAGAAUGUUGAGCUAAUGGCAAACAAAAAAGUGCAUGUGCAAGUGCAACUAAGUGUAAAAUUUAUGAAUUAUUGAUAAUCAGCUGCACACACAUACUAUACAUAUGCAUGCACCACUGAGUUCGACAACCUAAUCAAUAAGUGAAGUACCACAAAUAAAAAUUAAAAAAUUAAAAUAAUUAUUAAUUGGAAUUAACGCUGCGAGUUGCAUAAACGGAGUAAAAAUGCGCAUAACUGCAAAAGAAAGUAAACAUUAAAGCAUGUUCAAUUAUGCUCAAGCAUGAUCAAGCUUGUUCAAGUAAACAUGUUCAAGCUUGUGCAAAAAUGUUCAAACAUGUUCAAGCGUGUGCAAGCAUGUUCAAGCAUGCUCAAGCAUUCUCAAACAUGUUCAAGCAUAUGCAAUCAUGUUCAAUCAAACAUGUUCUAACAUGUUUAAGCAUAUUCAAGUAUGUUCAAGCAUGCUCAAGCAUAUUCAAGCAUGUUCAAGCAUGCUUAAGCAUAUUCAAGCUUGUUCAAGCAUAUAAGUUGUAGCGUAUUUGAUUUGAAUUUUAUUUUUAACACAUAAAUAUACCCGCAGCUGCGGUAUUUUUAGUAUUAUCCCUUAGCAAGCAAAGGUGAAUGUGAAAUUUAUUAUUAAAAAAAAAAAUUAAAAAACAAAAUUUAUUAGAGAAAUUCAAAACGCAGCGAGCUUGGCGGCAGCGCUUGAAGUGGCAAAUCAUAACUGUAAAUGUAACAAAGCAUGCAUAUAUACACACAUAGUAUAUUGUAAAACUGAAAAGAAUUUAAACAGAACAAAUACAAAUCAGUAUAUUAUUAUAUACAAAAGCAAAGAAAAAUUAUAAAAACAAAAACAAAAAACAAAUACAAAUGCAUAAGAAGAGAAGUGAAAACUAUAAGUGUGAAAUUGUAUUGUAAUUUUUAUGUAAACCAAUCAAAACUGUUUGUUCGUUUUAUUAUAGUAAACCUUAAGCCAAGUAUGAUAAAAAAAGAAACAUAAAAAUACAAUAAAAUCAAACUUAAACUGACUUAUACAUACUCUUAUGAAGGUGGUUGAGCUGAUUUGAGAUUGUAAGCGCUUUGGGCAUGUUGUGGGCGGUAGAUUGGCGUAGUUGGAUUUUUAGGUUAGGUGCGAAAAAUUUAAUUUUUUUUUUUAAUUUGUUGCAACGGAACAAGCAACUUUGGGAAUUGUUGCUGGCUGCUUUAUGGAGCUAGUAAAUAUUGAACAUAUUUUAUUUCCGCUCGAACUUCUGUGGCAAGCGCUGUUAUACAUUGCAUUAAGCCUCGUUCAAUAUGCUGAAAACGAAAGCGGAUUUUCCUAAACCAUACACCAUACAAGGCAGCUAUUAUUACUACAGUUAUGUACGUUGCUUGGUUCAAGCAUGAUUUUGAAGUUGUAUUUUUUUUAAUAAAGAGUUCAAAAUUUUUGCGACAUAUUUUCGGGUUACCGCUGGUGGCUACUUCAGGGACAGGUGUCUGUAAAUGUAGCGUAGUGAACUCAUAUAUUAUUUCCGAAUGUAGAGUUUUAGCUAAGGAGUUCCAAAGAGGCUGCUAGCGCGCUUUUUAACUAAUGGCAGUCAUUCUAAUCUCAAUAAAUAAAAAAUCGACAUUAAAAUUUGUCUGAGAAAUGAAAAAAAAGUUCUAGAGAAAGCGCUUUAAAGCUGAUUUAAAAUAUUUCGUUUCUAACCACAAAAAGUUUAAAUUUAAAUAACCGCCGAAGUGCAAGCGAACCUCAACAACUGUUCAGGAGCAGUAACGGCAAAUCAGCAGCAACAAAAGAGCAAGAAUAAUCUCACAAAAAUAUAAAAAAAAACAACAAAAUGAAAAACAAAUCACAAAUACAUGAAUAGCAUCGCCAAUCAGCUCAAACAAACUCACUUUAAAGUGAGCGAUAAUUAGGGAAUAUCUUAAAAAGAAACAUAAUAAAAACCGUUAAACAAGAGAAGAAGAAGGCAACGGUGCAGCAAACACUUUUAAGUAAAACAUGAAGUAUUCAGAAGCACAACAACAACUGCUGAGAAACUUGGAUGAUGUGGAUAGCCGCGUGUGGACCCGCAAUUAUACAAAUUCUCGAAGCAGAGGCGUGGAAGCGCGAAACGGCCUGCACCGAACUGGCGAAUAACCGUUAAGCGGUCAAAACUGGUGUUCAGCACAUAAACUAUAUGUAUGUAGCAGACAAUUUACACACAUACAUACAUACAAAAAAGCAGUUAGAAAUUACAAAAUAAAACAAGCGAGCAAAUGUGGAUAUAUUAUAAAGCAAAAAACAAAAACGAAUAUAUAUAUACAUACAUAUAUAUAUAUUGCAAAAACCGCAACAAAAAAUUGCAAUUAAAUUUUGAAUGUAUUUUUUAGUUAAAAUAUAAAUUUAUUAAUAUUUAAAUAGAACAAAUACAAACACAAAAAAAAAAAAUAAGGAAAAAAUGCAUUAAUAUAUAAUAUACAAUAUUAUAUACUAAGUAAGAAGUGAAUGUAUUUAAAUUUAUUAACGUACAUAUACCUAUACAUACGAGUACAUAGCAAAUAGUGGCAUGCAGACGACGCAUUAGGAUAAACGAAGCAAAACAAAAACAAAAAGUGAACAAUUUUAACUGUGUCGUGUUUUUGAAGCAAAUUUGCGAACAAAAUAGAAUUUAUUGUAACACGUGGUCAUAAGUAUAUGAAAUAUGAAAAAUAUAUAUUGAAAAAGAUAAAUAUAUACCAGCGAAGAAGUGUGUAAAAGCAGGCGUAAGACAUACAAAAACAACACAAGCAUGCAAAACAAACAUAUGCACAGCUGCUUGCUUACAUAAUAGUGUGUGAGAUACAUACAUACAUAUAUCCUUUACGGUGCAUAAUUUUUGAAAUAAAUUAAUUAUGUUUUAAAGUUGUAAGAUUUUUAAUUUCAAAAAUGUGUUUCAGUGAGUUUUGAUUAUUUUAUUGUUUUUAAUUUUUAAUCCAUUUUUUUAUAGUUUUGUUUUUAUUUAUUUAUUGAUUUUUAAAUUUAAUUUCUAUCAUUAUUAUUUUUUAUAUAUAUUUAUUUAGUUUUUAAUUUAAUUUUUUUAUAUUUAUUUUCUUUGUUUUCAUUUAAUUUACAUAUUUUUUUAUUUAUUUAUAUUUUACUCUUUUUUUAUAUUCUAUAUACAUAUAUUUUUCUAAUUUUUUGUUUAUUGUUCUUUUUAGAAUUUUCUACAUUUUUUGUAUUGUAUUUUUUUGUAAUAGCUUUUAUUUAAAUUUAUUUAUUUAUUUAUUUUAUUUGGAUUUCUUAUUUUUUUUUACUUUUAACAUUUUUUAAGAUUCUUAAUGUUUCGUGUAUCGUUUUCGAAAAUAUUUUUUUUUUAUUUGUGUUUGUGCUAUAUAUAUUUUUUUAAAUUUAGUUUUUAUUUUGCUUUUCUUAUAUUUUUUCUCCUUUAUUUAUUUUUUCCUGUUUUAUUUUUUUUUCAAUUGUUUACUUUUCUUAAAUUUUUAUUUUUGUAUUAUUGUGUGUUUCUUUUUUCAGCAUAUUUUUGGGGGGUUUUGAUAUAUAUCUUUUGUUUUUUUUAAUUUGUUUUUUUUUUUGUUAUUUUUGGGAUAUUUUGGUUUUUAAUUUUUUAUUAGUUUUUUUGUGCAUACUGUUUGACUAUUUUAUUUUUUUACUUUGAAAUAUAGCAUAAUAUAGAUGUGAAUUUUUAUAUCAUUUACUUAACAUCUUAUUUUUUAUUUUUAAUCUGGUCUUUGCUUUUUUUCCUUAUUUUGUUUAUACUUUGUUGCUAUUGUAUUUUUUUAUUUUGUUUGAACUUUUUUCUUCAUUAAUAUUAUUUCGCUAUUGCUUUAUAUUAUUAUUAUUAUAUUAUUCCUUUUUUAACUUUUAUUGUUUAUGUUAUUAUUUUUUAUUAUUUUUAUUUCUUUCCUUUUUUAAUUUUUUUUUAUUUAUUUGUUUUGCAUUCGAGUUUUAUUUUUCGUAUUUUUAUAUAUACAUCUCAUUUCAUAUUUUCGUUUUCUAACGUUCACAUGUGCCGCUAUCCGUUAUACAUCGCCAUCACAGCGAAGCCCAUCACCACAGACGACAAAACCAACCGAACCCACUGCAAACAAUCUUUUUCACACAAAGCUGAACAGGGUUGUUAAACUAAAACUACUGAAGAACAAUCGUUGAACACAAAUCAUUUUAACUAACAAAACAAAAGAAAAAAGAAAACAAAAACAAAAUAGAAAAACAAAAAACAAUUAUAUAAAACUAUAUAAUUAUUAAAAAUAAAAAAGUAUAAAAACGCAAAAACAAAUAUAAAAAUAAAGUGUACUAAAAAUUAGCUAAAAACAUAAACAGGAAUUAUAAAUUGAAAAUAAAAUAUUUGAAUAAUAUAUAUGUACAUAUAUACAUAUAUAUAGUAUAUAUAUACAUGCAUACAUACAUACAUAUAUUAUAUAUUCGAAGUGUAUAAAAUAGCAUUUAGAACAUGUAUUAAUUAGCAAUUAUGGGAAAAGUGAUUGAUAAAAAUAUUGAGGAAACAAAAACAGAAGAAAAACUAACUAUAAAUUUACAACAAAACGGCAAACUCGUAGCUGACGGCAGAUGAAAAGUUAAAUUAAAUUAAAUUAAGAAAAUGUUAGAGAAAAUUAAAACAAUUUAAAAUACAGGAAACUUUGAGAAAUGAAUUGAUUUUGUAGAGACUAGUGGUAAAUACACACAUACAUGCUGACAAACAUACAUAUAUAUAUAAAAACAAUAAGCAGAACAGUGUUUUAUUUUAAUAAAAUGUGCAUACAGUUUAUUUUUGCUUGGAAAAUUUGCACACACACACGCAAAAUAUAAAAAACACGAAGGGCAUUAAAACUACUUAUUAGACAGAAUUAGAAAAAAUUUUGUUGUUACGCUGUUGGUUAGCAAAAAUGCUUGAUUUUCGUUAAUAAAAAAAUUGUUUCACUAAAAUUUUUAUAGACAAAUUUUUUUUAUUGCAAAUAGUUUAAAUAUGGUUUGCAUAAAAUAAAAUAAUUUGGAUUCUUUGUUGGAAACAAAAAUUAGGGAGGUACCGUUAGUUAAAUUUUUUCAUCAUAUUUAUAAUAAAUGUUUUGCAAAAUGCUCAUUCCAAUCAUAUAAAAUAAGGAUGAUGAAGGCAAAAAAUAAAAGAUAUAAAAAUAACAA